Messenger RNA from Pisolithus orientalis, 1482 nucleotides. Its product is annotated as survival motor neuron interacting protein 1-domain-containing protein. The transcript is spliced from 6 exons. Gene Ontology annotation, cellular component: SMN complex; nucleus. The record is from RefSeq and is a predicted model, not a curated record. Bases 254 to 1339 code for a protein of 361 amino acids. Gene Ontology annotation, biological process: spliceosomal snRNP assembly. NCBI's taxonomy places the organism in Eukaryota, Fungi, Basidiomycota, Agaricomycetes, Boletales, Pisolithaceae.
UCUUUACUCUUCAUGCUGCACCUACCUUGGAGGUCGUCGCAGCUCUUCUUCUAGUAUACGCUCUGCAUCGGAGAUACCUGAGUGCGGCUGUGCCACCUGAGUAGAUUGCAACCAUGAUGUCACGAGGUUGUGCGCAAAGGACAUUGACAAGUCCAUCUGGGCUUGCAAGGUUUCUGAGUCGAUUUCAUCGUCCAUUGAUGAACUGUGGUAUUUCCCACGAUGGCCUUUCCGUACGUCGAGCUCAAGCGACAGGAUGGUUAACAAACGCAAGAGGGAGGAACCAGAAGAUUCCGACCUGGAUGAACCUGCCCCGGGAAAGCAGAUACUGCCAGUAGCCAAUCUUCCAGAGGAUUUCAAUGGCGAUCCCGCAGACGGAAUGCAAUACCUCUUUCUCGUCAGACGAGAUGCGCGCCGUUUACCACGUAUUAAAAGGGCACACAAUCCUUACGAGGAAUCAGUCCGUCCUCCUGUUCUUCCCCUGAGCGCGCUUGCAAAGGGCGUACUACCAUGUGAGAAGUGGCGGGACAUCUUCCAGUCUCGUUUCCGUAACCUCAGAAAGAACAUGAUGCAACCCACGGUACAUGUCCGACAUAGCAGUUUAAUCCAGUCAUUAAUCCCGGAGAAGAAGGACCGUGAGGCGUGGUGGAAGUUUCUGGCUGGCCGACCGGAAUCGGAGUGGAGUCCUGCUGCUCGAGCAGAGUCGCGCAAAAAGUCCAAGCCCUCACACAACACGUCGGUUGUUCUUGAACGUCUGAGAAAUGCAGGCCAAGGAAUCGACACUGUUCCUCCCAGCGGGCAGAACCCCGUUGAAACUCCCGGUAAUGAUACACAAACCAUUGCAGUUGCGAAUCUGCCCUCUCGGGUGAUGACCGAACCCUCAGAUAACAACCUCGCUACUAUUUCGAUGUUACAGGAUCAAGCUCAGCAAGAGGACGCCAAACUAAUGCCCCGGGAAGCCACGCCAAGUCGCUUGCGAGGAAUCGAUCAUCGAAUGUCCAUUCACCUUCUCAUGUACUUUGCGCAUUGGAUUAACCUCCACCUUCAAAAUUUCGACGACGCUUCAACGAUUAUUACCAACAGUCAUGCGCGAUGGAUGCUUUCACUUCUCACGAAGGUGGAGGACACGGUGUCAGCUGACGAAAUGAGUCUCCUCCGCAAUCUUGCGCGUGCAUGCCUUGGGAUUUUACAGACACGGCGAGACCUGAAGAACGCAGACCGCGUCGAGGCGGCGGAAGCAAUUUCGGACGCGUCAUGUUGGAUGGUAUUUACGGCAGUUGCCAGUGUCUGGGGUCAAAAGGAUCUCUGGACAGACGCCGAAGAUGUCUUGUCACUGUCGUAAUUCAAGUCGCCUGUCCAACUCCCGUAGCCUUAAUGCACUGGGCACAUCCAUAGUUUAGUCCUUGAACCUGGACCUGUGGCCUACUCGUUUACCGUGCGGCAAACAUGCAUUCAACGAUCGGUUUACUCGAAGGGGUUGUUGCC